Molecule: messenger RNA, 5303 nt
Organism: Passer domesticus (house sparrow)
Lineage: Eukaryota; Metazoa; Chordata; Aves; Passeriformes; Passeridae
Gene: CCBE1
Product: collagen and calcium binding EGF domains 1
Exons: 11
Coding region: 358-1539 (393 amino acids)
Molecular function (GO): calcium ion binding
Source: RefSeq, a predicted model, not a curated record
AGACACGCUGAUCCCCCCACGCCGCUCGGGACCUUUCCACCACUUUCCUUCCCCCUCACCCUGCGGCGGGCACCCUUGUCCCCCCUCUUCCCUGCGCUGCCCGCAGCCGGGAGCGGAGCGCGGCUCCGCGGGGCUGCGUCUCGAUGUCCCCCUCACUCCCGCCGCACAUCUGGCCGCCGCCCCGCCGCGGGGCAGCAUCUGCCGGCACAUCUGGGCGCGCGCGGCCCCUCCCCGCGGGCACAUCUGCCGGCGGCGGGGGGCGGCCCCGCGGCGGGGCGGGAGGAGCGCGGUCGGCGCAGCCCCGCCGCCGGCCGGGGCGGGCAGAGCCGGCGCGGCGCGGAGGGGAGCGGCGGCCCGAUGGGGCGGCCGGCCGGCAGCCUGGCCCCGCUCCGGCUGCUGCUGCUCCUGGCGCUGGGACACGGCUGGACCUACCGGGAGGAGCCGCAGGACGGCGACAGGGAGGUUUGCUCCGAGAACAAAAUCGCCACCACCCGGUACCCCUGCCUGAAGCCCACGGGAGAGCUCACCACCUGCUUCAGGAAAAAAUGCUGUAAGGGUUAUAAGUUUGUUCUUGGACAAUGCAUCCCUGAAGACUACGAUGUCUGUGCCGAAGCCCCCUGUGAACAGCAGUGCACAGACAAUUUUGGGAGAGUCUUGUGCACCUGCUAUCCUGGAUACCGCUAUGAUCGGGAGAGGCACAGGAACAGAGAGAAGCCUUACUGCCUGGAUAUCGAUGAGUGUGCCACAAGCAAUGGGACUCUGUGCUCUCAGAUCUGUGUCAACACCGUGGGCAGCUACAGGUGCGAGUGCCACGAAGGCUAUGUCCGGGAGGAGGAUGGCAGGACAUGCACCAAAGGAGAUAAAGUUGGGCUUCCUGAGAAAUCUGAAAAUGUGGCGAAACCGGGGACAUGCUGUGCCUCCUGUAAGGAAUUCCAUCAAAUAAAGCAGACGGUUUUACAGCUGAAGCAAAAGGUUGCUUUACUGCCAAAUAAUGCUGCUGACCUUAGCAAGCAAAUCACUGGUGAAAAAGUGCUUGCCUCUAAUGCAUAUAUCCCGGGGCCCCCAGGCCAGCCUGGCCAACCAGGCCCUCCAGGGCCUCCAGGACCUAAAGGGAGUCAAGGAGCUCCUGGACUACCUGGACCUCCUGGACAGCCAGGCCCUCGUGGAUCAAUGGGACCAAUGGGCCCAUCUCCAGACAUAUCUCACAUUAAGCAGGGCAGACGUGGCCCUGUGGGCCCACCUGGCGCCCCAGGGAGAGAUGGUAGCAAGGGGGAGCGAGGAGCACCAGGACCAAAGGGGAUACCUGGCCCACCGGGUUCAUUUGAUUUCCUAUUGCUGAUGAUGGCAGACAUCAGAAACGACAUCGCUGAGCUGCAGGAGAGAGUGUUUGGACACAGGACUCAUUCAUCAACAGAAGAGUUUCCAUUACCUCAGGAAUUCACAAACUACCACGACACAGUAGACUUUGGAUCCGGAGAAGACUACAAACCACGGGCAACAUCCAGAAACACCAGGAUACAGAAGGCAGAUCAACCUUAGCUAUUCCUACUGAAAAACAAAGCCUCUUUAGAAUUAUUCAAUAUUAAAAAAAAUGCACUGACAAUGUAAUAUAUAUAUAUAUAUCUAUGUGUGUGUGUAUAUAUAUAUAUUAUUUCCCAUUUUUCUUUCUGCUUUUCCUGAACCAUGCUGCCUGUACUGUAGCUUUCCUGGUUCAUGGUAGCCUCCUUGCAGAAAUUCCAUACUGCCAAGCCUGCACUGUGCUUUGUACCUAGACUACCAAAAAAACCUUCUUAGCAUAUAGUAUGAUUAAGGCAUGCUCUAGCUAAUAACACAGCCCACAGCAUUCCAUCUGCCUACUUUGCAUUCUAUGUCCAAAUUACCCAGUACACAAAUUUUGCCAGGGACAAAGGGUUAGCUGAACAUCAUCCUUGAAUUAUGUUGAUAAUGAACACCUUGAUCCACAGUUACUUUAUGAAUGCAUAUGAAUUAUACCACUAAACUCAAAUCUCCAGCUACUGUCCCCAGGCUUAGGAGAGUGUGAGAAGUCGACCCCUGUUUCACAGCAGAGGCCAUCUGUAAGUGAGACAUGCCUUCUAUUAUGCCUCAUCUAGGCAGAAAAAGGCAAAAAACAAAAAAAAGUUGAAGGGUUAAACAAGGGUGCUGCUGCUUGAUCAGUAAAUUAUUCGGCUUUGUGUUGCUAGAGUAUUGUUCAAAGACAGUCAAAAUGCAUUUUUUUUACCAUUGUCCCACUGCUCAGUGUGAAGGCCAGAUAGCUUUCUCAACAGAUUAGUGUUGCAUACAUUACACAAAGAUAAUCAAGAUAAAGGGGAUGUUUAAAGCAGGAAACCAAAUCAAAAGUGAAUCAAGCAGGUUUAUUGGCAAGAAUGAAAAUAUAUCCCAGCCUUGCAGAAAGAGUCAGGUUCUGACCUCCUGCAGGUACAUGUCUUCCUUGGUGAAAUUCUGAAGUCUGAGUGAAAUCAAGACCAGAGAAAGGCCUCAUGUUUGCAAAGAGCUUCCACCUGUUUAGUUCCUCUGCUGCAUGAGGCCAGCCUAAAUGGCUUUCACCAAAAUGGAACACAGAGUGGCAGUGUGUUUGGCUGGGUGUAUGAGGAGUGUGAGUAGGUGCAGGAGUGCACAUGACAAAACAUUCAACUGGUACGAGGAUGGCUAAGGUGAGGUACUGCACAUGGGAUCCUAUACUUGUGAAUGGGGAUAAAAGGGGGUGCCCUUUAUUUACACUGGAAAAUUGGAUGCACAAGUUAUACCAUACCUCAUGGAUGAUGUAUGUUGCCAUUUCUUUUGCAUUACUACAGCUGCUGAGGACUUUGCCAUGCUUAGAAUAUAAAGGAGUAUAUUAAGCACAAAAUGUCAAUGUUGCGUCUGUGUAGCUGCUACUUCUACAGUAUGUUUAGUGUUUGGUAGUGUCCAUGUCACAAAUGCAAAGAGAAAAUUGUUACUUUGCCAGUUUUUCAGGGCUUGCAUGUUCUAGUAGAAUAAAUACAGGUAAAAAUAUAAGAAGGGUCUUUUCAGAUAAUACGCAAAUGUUUGGAUUCCAUUCCAUAUUCUCUGGGCCAAAAGACAGCUGGGGUAAUCCUGACAGCAUCAGUGCAGGUCACACUACAUAAACAGCUGGCUGUCCAGACUUUUCCAUAGCUUCUGUGUAUUGCCUUAAGAGGAUGUGUUCAUUCCUGUAGCCAUUUCCCAACGUCUCACUGCCACUAAGCCACAAGCCAGGGCAUUAGCUUUUAAGAACAUGAGUGUUCUGUAUUUCUUUUAUGUUAUAUUCUGUAUCAGUAUUUACCAAGCAAUGCCUAAGUCGUGGGGAUAGCUGAAAAAAUAUUAUAGUGCUUUAACCCUGUGGUCCUUGGGCUUCUCCUCUGUCUGGGAGGAACUCUGCCAGCAGCUGCAGAUCCAAGUAAUCUUGUGAAUCACAUAAUAAGGGAGACUUGAGGAAGGGACCUGUGUCCAAAAGAGGGAUGGUCUUAUAUGCAGCAGGCUGGAAAAUCCUCAAAGAUAGCAUGAACUGAGGCAUUUGUGUCUUAUUGUCUUAAUUUGAAGCAGGCAACUGAGUAUAAAUUACGUCAUUUAUGAAUAUGCAAUUUUAAUUAAGCUUGUUAAAUGUCAAAUGUAUUUUUAAAUCUAGCAAAUUACGGAACCCUUGCAUGUGUUUACCACUGUGCCCUGCUGGAUCAGGCUGGUUCCCACUAGAGAAUUAGUAGCUGCAGGUUUUUGACCAUCAGAUACUGAAUGAUCUACCUUCUGUUAGAUGAGUCACUUCCUACGUACAAACUAAAUACUAUUGCCCACUGCCCACAAGGUGAUGUAUUCUAAAAAAGGCACUUAUUUUAGUUCUGAGUUCUGCUUUUCAGAAUAGAGGCACAUACCAAAUGAGAAGUUCCCACAGUUUGACCAUUAAAUUUCAGGAGAGCUGACAACUGCCCUGCUAUGUAAAAGUGCCUGGGGAAGAGCUAUUCUGACAAUGGACCAGAAAAGCAGAUAAAAUACAUAUUUUGCUGUAAGUACAGCAAGUUGUCCUACAGAUUCCUGAAUAUAAACAUAGCACAUGUUUAAACAUACAUGCCUUUCUGAAUGGAAACCUCAAUGACUUCCUUUUCUGGAGCUGGCAUCAUUGACUUUCACAGUACUUAAAAAAAGAAAGGUGACAGAAUGUGUUCCUUGGGUUUGCCCUUGUCGUUACCCUCCUCUGCCCAGAUUUCCUGCCUCAAAACUGUUUGAGUCCCAGCAGCAAGGGGGGAACACUGUGGCAAAGACCACUGGACAUGACACAGGAAUUCCUGCAGCAGGGAGAGUCCCUCUGAGCAGAGCUGGCUGGGAAGGGUCAGCCUUCUGACCCAGCUGAGAUCUUUGCAUGGAACUUUCUCAUUUCUGAUUACCUGUGUGGUAACUCAUAAAACAUUGUAUCAGCAACAUUUCAUUCAGAUUUUGGGGUAAACACAUAAAGGUUCAGGAAAGUGUAAUUUUCUUCAGCAUACCGAAUGUUUCAUAAAGCCAGAGCAGAGGAAUCAAUUCCAAUCUUAAGUUUUGUUACUGGUAUCCAGACAAGUCAUUACCUUGCAAAUUAUUUAUUACUCUGUGGCUCCAAAAAUAAACUCUCCCAAGAAUCCAAAACAAGAAAGUAAACUUACUACACUCAUGGCUAGUCUCAUUACCAGGCUUAUGCACAUGACAACUUUGUUUCAUAUAAAUGGUAUGUAUAAUUUUAUUAGAAAGAAAUAUUAUUUUGAUGUUAAGACAUCAAAUUAUAAGCAGAAGGAUAAUAAAAAUUGUUAUUUUAUUAAUAUUAGAAAUAUAUUUAAUGGGAACAUUUGCAAGAGUGGGUAGUGAUAAGAAAAUUCUGAAUGUUAAUGGGUUUAACAAAAUCAUGAAUCUUGAAAAAUGUUUUCUUUUCAAUACUGUGCCAAGUACAUAAAGGUUUAGUCUUUCUUGCAGAGCUGUAGUUCUGACACACAAUAAUUCCUAUAUAGUCAGGCUAAAUAAGAAAAGGAGAGGAAAAUUGAUUGUAAAUGGAAUUAGGAUGGUGCCUGGAGUUGCUGUUAGCAUCACAGCUUGCCUAGCCUUCUGCCUAGAAGUAUUUCAGAGUUAAUGUACCAAGUCCCAGAGCAGGUGGGGGUGGGGUCCAAUUCUCUGUUAAUUUCACACUUUAAAAAAUCCAUAUGUUUGUUCCUUUUACACAUUCCAAUAACUAUACUGUUCACUUUAUUUAUAUAUAAAAUACUAAAGUGUGUAUAAGAUGACUGUGAUUUUAUGAUGUAUUCAUGAUAACAAAGAUAUUUUUUCUUACA